GCUUCGGCCUUUCACUCAAAAUCAGAUAGACAGACGACGCGAAAAUGGCCAGAGUUUGUUUCCUGGUCCUCAUGGCUGGAUUGCAGCUGAUGAAUGGACUGGGUGCUCCGGUGACAGAGGAAACCCCAGGAGCUGUGUUUGUGUCACCGCAGACGGCACACACGGUGCUUCAUCGCCAGCGCAGAUACAACAGUGGCCACCUUGAAGAAAUCAUGCAAAAAGCUAAUCUGGAGAGAGAAUGCAAAGAGGAGACCUGCUCGAUGGAGGAGGCCAGGGAGGUGUUUGAGAAUGAUGAGAAAACUAUGGAGUUUUGGGUCGGCUACAUCGAUGGUGAUCAGUGUAACCCGCAGCCCUGCCAGAAUGCAGGCGUAUGCCAGGAUGGGGUCGGCACCUAUGUUUGCUGGUGCAAACCAAACUUCAGUGGCAAGAACUGUGAGAUCGAGGUGACCAAGCAGUGUUCAGUCAACAAUGGUGGAUGUGGGCAUUUCUGUGUGAUGCAGGGACAGCGAGCGUUGUGUCGCUGUACAGCUGGUUACACACUUGGAUCAGACAAGAAAAGCUGUGAGCCAACAGGGGAAUUCAGCUGUGGUCAGGUGAGUCUGCCCUCCGGUUCUGUCCCCAGGUUCCUCACCCCACAGCACUCAGCAAGCUCGGCAAUCUCCCCCAAAACAAAGCAAGACCACAACCGCACCCAUGCAGAUGACUACUAUUAUGAUGAUAUAACUCUGUCAUAUGAUUACAGCGACGUCUUCACAAAUGCGUCAGACGCGCUCAACAUCUCUGUGGACUAUGCAAUAAAUGUACGGUCAAUGAAGCCGGAUCCUCCUCUCUCUGUAAGUUCAGCUGAUGCUGUCAGUGUUGAUGCAGAGGCAGGAACUGACAAAACUCCCACAGAAAAGAAGCUGUCGUGGGCUUUCCCCACACUGCCCACGAUCAAGGCUGAAGACAACCCUGACCAGAGGAUUGUGGGAGGAGACCUGGCCCGUCCUGGAGAGAUUCCUUGGCAGGUAUCACUGAUGUUCCGCCCUGACUCCAGUACGAGAGCUAGGUCAUUCUGCGGUGGCUCUCUGCUCAGUGAAUUGUGGGUCGUCACUGCGGCACAUUGUCUUAAUGAGGCCCCAUCUAAAAGUUUCUUCAUCCGAGUUGGUGAACAUGAUAUCAACGUGGAUGAGGGUCCUGAGAGAGACCACGUGGUGGCAGAGAAGCACGUCCAUCCCAUGUAUAAUGCCCAGACGUCACUUUACAACCACGACAUUGCGCUCCUGAAGCUCGCCCAGCCGGUGGAGCUGUCCAACGAGAGGCGGCCCAUCUGCCUGGGCCCCAAGGAGUUCACGCAGAACGCCUUGCGUCAAUCCACCAGCUCCCUCGUGAGCGGCUGGGGCCGGCUCAAGUUCCAUGGCCCCGAAGCCACCAAGCUCCAGAAGCUAGCCGUGCCCCACGUGGACCGCACCCUGUGCAAGCAGAGCAGCCAGGACCACAUCACACGCUACAUGUUCUGUGCCGGCUUUCAGAACGAGCAGAAGGAUUCGUGCCAGGGGGACAGCGGCGGGCCGCACGCAACCAAGUACAAAGACACUUGGUUCCUGACGGGCGUCGUCAGCUGGGGAGAGGAGUGUGCCAAGGAGGGGAAGUACGGCAUUUACACGCGAGUGUCACGGUACUACACCUGGAUCAGUCAGAAAAUGGGCCUCCGGAUGAGCAGCUGAUGAAUGGGGUUGUGAUCCACAUGCACGAGCUUGGCCGAUAAAAAACAUAACCGCUAAUUUUAAUCUAAUAAAGUCUAUAAUGGAACAUGACAGAACAUUAUCCUGAAGCGUCCGAACUGCAGUGAGACACAAUAAAAGAAGUGUAGAAUUUGUUAUUUGUUCAUUUAACUUGUAUUUGAUUUCCUCUAAUACAGCAAUGGCCUUCCUCCGAUAGUUUUCUUUACAAUUCCAUCAUCUAGAUGUAAACACCUGAACAUUCAGGUAAUCAUUCAUUCAGUAACAUAUUGGUAGCUUCCCCAAUUUCACAAUUUUAAAGUUGGAUAUAUAUUUUUACAGCCAAGUUUUUAAUCUGUCAUAGCAAGAAAAGGGCAGUUUAAAUAUCCUCUUAUCACUAAACUAUGACAAGGCUCUGAAAGUUUAAAAUUUAAAACAGUGUCCCUUAAUAACACUCUUCAUGGCAGACAAAUAUUCCUCUCUGAUUAUUGUUUGUGCUAGAAAUAUACAUUUUUUCACCUCAGUGAUAUUAAAAAAAGGGUUUUGAUGACAUCAUUCACACAAAAACACAGCUGCUUAUUUCAGUCAUUGAUUCUUACCUUACCUGUUGAUAUUUUCCAGUGUUAUUCAAGGGAAUUCAUUAGAUUUAGUUUAAUCAAGCCACUGGGUCAGUGGGUAGAUCCACCUUAGUGGCAGUUAACAUAUUUCCAAUUUUAUGUGUUCGCCCUACCCCGUUUGUCAACAUUGUUUUAAGUUUUCGGCGCCUUUUCUCUUUAAGAAAUGUCACAUCUCCCUCGAUGCCGAUGCGAUUCGAUUAUUGAAAUAAAAGUGGUAAUUCCCCCAAAAUAUAUACAUAAAAUUAUAAACAGAGGUAAAUUUACAGUAAUAGCUUUCCUCUUUCACCUGCUCUCUCUCUUCAACUUUCCAUUCUUUCAACGCUAAAUAAACUUUUACUAAAUGAUAAAUCCAAA
Molecule: messenger RNA, 2671 nt
Organism: Cololabis saira (Pacific saury)
Lineage: Eukaryota; Metazoa; Chordata; Actinopteri; Beloniformes; Belonidae
Gene: f9b
Product: coagulation factor IXb
Exons: 8
Coding region: 45-1706 (553 amino acids)
Biological process (GO): blood coagulation; proteolysis
Cellular component (GO): extracellular region
Molecular function (GO): serine-type endopeptidase activity; calcium ion binding
Source: RefSeq, a predicted model, not a curated record